AUGGCUGGACCUACACCUUCCGAGGCGGACAACCCGUUCCGCGACAACCAGGCGAUCGACGACGAAAAUGACAUCGCCGAGCCAGCAGCAGCAGCUGGCUUCAAGAAGUACCUCAUGUACUACACGGCAUCGCGGCUCGACGUGACGCUGCACUUGCACACCAAAUCCAGUCCCGCGAUGUAUUAUGUUCAGUCGAAAUUGACUUCCCUGAUGCUGCUACUCCGCCGCGGCGCCGAUACCCGCACAGCGCCGGUGGUCGCCUUCGCCAAAAUGCGCGCCAUGUCGCGCCACAUGCUGCUGGGCCGAGGCGACUAUGAGGCCCUGCAGGCCCGGUCCGCGACGGACCAAAUCGCGUGGGAGGAGCUGCGCCGCGAGAAGAGCCUUCUGCGACGUAGUGACUAUGUGUUCAACACGGCGGCGGCCGCAACGGCGUUCCGCUGGCGCAAGGACAGGAACGGGGCGCUGAAGACGGUUUACGAGUGCGUUGUUGACGACGGGGCUGAGGGCGGGAACGACGGCCGCGUCGUGGCGCGACUAUUCAGCGGCGGCGCGCUCAACUUUAAGAAGGGCGGCGAGAUUGAUGUCGCGGAGGGCUUGGAUACGGUGCUCGAAGAGAUGCUGCUGAUGAGCGCAUUGGCUAUCUGGGCGAUGGAGGCCUUGGACUACCAGAGCCUGCGGAAGGGGUAUGAUAGCAGUGGUAAGAAGAUCUAG
This is a messenger RNA of Anthostomella pinea, 711 nucleotides long. The record is from the annotation of a GenBank genome assembly. NCBI's taxonomy places the organism in Eukaryota, Fungi, Ascomycota, Sordariomycetes, Xylariales, Xylariaceae.